AUGAGAACUUUCUCUUACUGUUUGUUUUCCAAACUAUUCAUUGGUGCAUAUGCUUUUCGGAAUGUACACCGUAUAAAUACAGAGAAUAACCAUCUCAUUGCCGAUCAACUUCUGAAAGCAAUUCUAGAUAAUCGAGAAUUUGCUUCUACUUUUCUAGAAUUCACUGAGUGGGAAUCACCUUUGGGUGAUAUCUAUGUAAUUCCAUCCACAGAUGAAGAAGAUACCCCAUCAAUGGGGUUAGGUUAUCGAUUUUUUAAUGAUGACGAGACUGCGCUUCGGUCAGGUGAUUUAAAGAAUGUCGUCAAAAUUAAAGAAGAAAACGUUACAACUUUACGAUUCCCGGUUCAAUGGAGCAAACAUGAUGAAGCAACUACAGGUGGUUUUAUCCCGUUUUGUACAAGAAAGUAUGUGAUUAUUGACACGGAUGAAGACCCUGAUCAUUCAGAUUUGUUUCAUGAGGAAUAUAUAGGUAACGAACUAAUUGAUGAAAUAGAUCACUUGACUGACCAUGAUGAUGAUGGCAUUUUUGAUAAUGCUGGAGUUUUGAACUUCCCUAACGACAUCCAAGGCGAUUCUGUCUCUGAGGGUAAAACAAAUAAGUUAGAUAAUACUAAUGCCUUUAUUUUUGUUGGUGUUAGCAGUGUGGAUCCUCUUCCAAGAAGAGACUUGAUUGAGAAAAGACUAGAGGAGGAAGAUACAAGAAUCAUAACUUCCUACACUACCACCACCGUCACAUCUACAUAUGAGAUCUUAUUUACGAAAACAGACGUUUCUAAACCCGACAAUGAGGAACAUUUAUUAACAGGUUAUUCUAGUAUCAAUGGGAGCCCACUCAGUUCCACAGAACCAUCAUUUUCAGGUGAUGGUGGUAACAGAGAACAAAAACACGAGAAAUGGAAGGAGAGUCAUAAAGAUAAUCAGCAAUGGAGUUAUCAUGGAAAGGAAUCAUUGAAUUUGCCAAACAAAAGUGCUUCUUCAACGACACAGAAAAAUAACCCAUUUGUUUUACCUGAUUCAAAACCGGUUUUAGGUGGUACCUACCCUACCACAGAAACUACACAAGAAACACAACUACACCCAACACAUAAACCAGUCGAAACAAUGUGGGAUAGUUUUAGCAACAAGGUGCUAUCUGACACGGUCGACAGUAAGUCAUAUGCUAUCCUUGUAACCUGGAAUUCUUUCCCACUCGUCGCUACUGAGACCCAGCGACUGCUAGCUUCGGUUGAACCAAAUGAGACCUCACACCAAAAAGUUACUGCCACUAAUAGUAAAGUCUCGAAAAGUAUGUUUCCAUCAAAGUCACAAUUCAAAUUGUUGACUCGCCUUGGAAAUGACACUUUUCCUGCAAAAAAUAUGUAUACUACAGUAAGCCCUAUUAACGGUUCUAACAUUUUGUCAUCUGCAAACAGAGGCAGUAGUGGCAAUAACCUUAUGAAUUCGUUGUUGGGACUUUUGUUUGCAGUUAUUUAUGUUAUUUUUUUUAUCUAA
Pichia kudriavzevii is the source of this 1491-nucleotide messenger RNA. RefSeq lists its product as uncharacterized. The transcript has a single exon. The record is from RefSeq and is a predicted model, not a curated record. NCBI's taxonomy places the organism in Eukaryota, Fungi, Ascomycota, Pichiomycetes, Pichiales, Pichiaceae. The coding region runs from base 1 to 1491 and encodes 496 amino acids.